GUAGCACAGAAGCAGGAGAAAUGAACGGCAGCGGUUCGUCUUAACUUGAUGUUUCAUGGGUGUUGAGAGAAAACUAGCAACCAAGUAUUACUAACACGAGUGGCUACCAGUUCCAGCUUCUUUCCUUUGCACCAGGUCUGUGUAAUGUACCUCACCACAGAACACUGUCGGCUGCAACAAGCAAAGACUGGCCAGUUUGGACGUCAUGGAAAGCGAAUGUAAUUCAAGUAUUUGAUGAGAUCAGAUUUUUGAGAGGACUCUUCAGUGUCGGAAGUUUGGAAUCUGCUGUCUGUCGAUGUGAAGCGAGGUUCAGGUGAUUACCGCUAGUAUUACAGCUGCAUGAGAGAGAGAGAGACAGAAAUAAUUUUGCCUAAUGAUGCAUCCACCUGUGUGCAUAUUGUAAAAAUCCUCUGGCAUCCAGUAAUAAUUUAUUGCCAAAAGCGGGCCUCACCAAUCAAAAUGACGAUUUUCCGAAGGUUUUUAAGGAAGCGUUUAUUUCCCUGGAAACUGGUAGUAGUCGCCCUCAUUUUCAUUACAUUUGUGUUUCUCAUACAACGGGAAGUUGUCGGUCGGGAUCUGCAGGAAGAACCUUGGCUCAAAGACAUUGUAGACAAGAGGGAUGCUGUGUUAGGAAUGGUGAUGGGGGCAGUCAACAAUUUCAGGGAUGCAAUGCCAAAAAUGCAAAUUCAAGCACCUGUCCGACAACUUGACACUGCUGACAGCAAGCCGUGUUUGAAUGGGUAUUACACAGCAGCAGAGCUGAAGCCUCACCUGGAGAGGCCGUCUCAAGACCCCACUGCUCCAGGGGCCUCCGGGAAAGCUUUUCCAACUGACAAACUGAGCCCAGAAGAACAGAAGCAAAAGGAGAAAGGGGAGGCCAAACAUUGCUUUAAUCUGUUUGCAAGUGAUCAGAUUUCACUUAGUAGAGACCUUGGACCGGACACGAGACCUCCAGAAUGCAUUGAACAGAAAGUCAAGCGCUGUCCGCCUCUUCCAACCACUAGUAUAAUUAUCGUGUUCCACAAUGAAGCAUGGAGCACACUGCUGAGGACAGUGUACAGCGUGCUGCAUACGUCUCCCGCCAUCUUUCUGAAAGAGAUCAUACUGGUGGAUGAUGCAAGUGUUGAUGAUUACUUGAAGGAGCCGCUGGACGAUUAUGUAAAGCAACUCCACAUAGUUAAGGUAGUCCGGCAAAAGGAAAGAAAGGGACUUAUUACUGCCAGGCUACUGGGGGCAGCGGUGGCCACAGGGGAAGUCCUCACCUUCCUAGAUGCACAUUGUGAAUGUUUCCAUGGCUGGUUGGAGCCGCUUCUGGCGCGGAUAGCAGAGAACUACACCGUAGUGGUAAGCCCAGACAUUACAACAAUCGACCUCAAUACCUUUGAGUUUAUGAAACCGUCUCCCUAUGGGCAAAACCACAACCGAGGCAACUUUGACUGGGGUUUAUCCUUUGGAUGGGAAAGCCUUCCUGACCAUGAGAAAAAAAGAAGAAAAGAUGAAACAUACCCAAUCAAGACACCAACAUUUGCUGGGGGGCUUUUCUCAAUCUCCAAAGAGUAUUUUUAUUACAUUGGAAGUUACGAUGAAAAAAUGGAAAUUUGGGGAGGCGAGAAUAUUGAAAUGUCUUUUCGUGUGUGGCAGUGUGGCGGGCAGUUGGAGAUCAUGCCAUGCUCUGUGGUGGGUCAUGUUUUCCGCACCAAAAGCCCACAUACAUUCCCCAAAGGCACUCAGGUUAUUGCUCGGAAUGAAGUUCGCCUAGCUGAAGUCUGGAUGGAUGAUUAUAAAGAAAUAUUCUACCGGAGAAACCAGCAAGCAGCCCAGAUGGCAAAAGAAGAAUCUUUUGGGGACAUAUCCCAAAGGUUGAAGCUCAGACAAAAUCUGAAGUGCAAAAACUUCUCGUGGUAUUUGAAGAACGUAUAUCCUGAAGGGUUUCUGCCGGAUUUGACCCCUCUUCGCUUUGGAGCUGUGAAAAAUAUGGGUAAGGAGUCCUGUCUAGAUGCUGGGGAGAACAAUGAAGGUGGCAAAAAAUUGAUACUAUACCCAUGCCAUGGGCUUGGAGGAAACCAGUACUUUGAGUACUCUACACAUCAUGAAGUUCGUCACAACAUCCAAAAGGAACUGUGUUUGCAUGCUACUGAGGAAGCUGUUACACUGGAAGAAUGUCAGUUCAAAGGUCAAGAUACACAUGUCGCAGUAGAAGAGAAGUGGGAGCUAAGAGAGGAACAUCAAAUUGUAAACCCUGCAACAAACAUGUGCCUUACUGCAAAAGAAGAGCACCCACGCCUGGACCCCUGCAACCCUGCUGAUAGAUUCCAGCACUGGACCUUUACUUGAGGCUCGACUCGGGGAUAUCUAUAUUUUCUUACAUAGUUGGAUAUUUGCACAGGGGAGAAAGAAAUGUGGUGUAUAUAUUCUAAAAACAGUUGGGUGUUUUGAUGCUGGUAUGGAGCUGAAAUGUUUUUUUUUUUGUUUUUUGUACAGUGCUAAAUAUGCAAAAGUACCAAAGAACUUUGUAGAAUAUCAAAUACAAAACGACAAAUUCUGACAAAUAUAAAUACACUAGUAUAGGUUCUAGCCUAUACAAGGUAAUAACUAUGUACUGUGAUAUUCAGACAGUCAGAAUUAUUUUUUUUAAACAUUUAAUGAUAAUUCAUCAGUAACUUUAAAUUAUUACAUUUAUUAUUCCUGUUAAUUUCCUCAAAAAAACCCCCCAAAAAACAACAUAAUACAUCUGUUUUACCCCCAUUCACAUGUUUGAAUUUAACCCGAAGCUUCUUACUGAACCAUUGCUUGAUCAUGCAGUUCAGUUAAUUUUCAUUCAACAUCUUUGUGACAGGAUUUGGCAUUAUUUCUACAGUGCAUAUAGUCUAAAUUAUUACUGCAUUUUUUCAUUACUAUUCAAUAUAACCAAGCUGUGAUACUUUAGAUAGAUGUAUUAUUUUCAGGUGCUGUGGAAGCGGAAAUCCUCCAUGGCACACACUUGCAAUACAGUUUUGCCAAGUGAUAAACUCUGCCCGAUUGCUCCCUCAUUUAGCUCUUAGGAAACACGCAGCCAUUGCUUAAAGAAGUGUUAGCUGUCGCCACAGGAUGAACUGACUACUGGUCUGUUUUCAGAAAGAUGUUAGUACGCUGAAAUCAUUUUAAGAGUUGACAAUUAGAAAUGUCUGCUCUACCGUAUUCCAAACCCUGCAUUCUCAGAUGGCUUUUAUUAAUGUAUUUACUUGGGCACACAAGUGCAGUUCAGCUCAAUUAGAUGUAUGUGUGAAUCUACUGCAUUACCAGCAGCAUUAGCAUUCACAUCAAAUCCCAGAGGUGGUCUUGAUUCAAUUGCAAAUAUUUGUUCCAUAAAGGGAAAGAGAACCAGCUUCCCCAUCCCCACUGUGAAAUUAAUUUCCAGAUAAACUAGGGUCAGUUUGGAUUAUUUAGAAUGAAUUCCUGUGUACCUGGGUCUUCAUGAAUACCUUUCAUCCAUUUGUUGAUUUGUAAUGAACAGUUUAGUUUUUAAAGGGAUAAAGUAUUUAAUAAUAAGUUUAAAAAGAAUACAGCAAAAACACCAAGUAAUCCAUAGUUCCAGGUAUGUUUUAUUAACCCCCCUCCCCACUGGAAUAAAACAAACAAAAGUCAAGAUUGUAUUUUGGCUCCCAUUUUUAAGUUACAAUGAAUAACUGAAAAACAAGACUUUAAAACAACUAUCUAGAAGCAGAAAGUGAAAAAAAAACCCUAAAAAUCUACUUUCCAAUUUCACAGGCUUCAUGGAUGUGGUUAAUCCAAGCGAAUGCUUAUUCAGAUUGACAACAAGUUUAUACAAUUUUAAAGAAAAAUACAGCCUAGUACAAUUGACACCAAUUUUCUGAAACAAAAGACAUUACAAAAAAAAAAAAAAAAAAUCAAUCUUUAUAUAUAGACUUUUGUAGUAAACCACAAUAAAUACAUUUCAUAAUAUCAUUCAUAAUAAAUACUGAAAAUGAUAAAUACAGUAGAAUACCACUAAAGAUCUGAUGGUUAUCAGUGUAGCUUGCUUUGGCACACAUCACAGGUUCAGUAAAGUACGUCUGUAGUUGUCAUACCAGUAUGUACAGGAAUUGUUUUUGUUGUUUUUAUACAAUUGUGUAGUUUUCCAUCACCAUUAGCAGCUUUUACAUGAAGCUGAGAAACUGUUUGUGCAGUCGCUCUAAUUGUUUAUCCAAUCAGUUUUCUAGGCUGCUAGGUUACAGGUUUUAAUGUCUGCUCUAUUGCUUAACAACACAGUUACCACUGCUUAUACUGUAUAUUCCAGGAAAACUUGUUUAUUUGUAAAGGCUUAUCUUGUAGCUUCUGGGACAUCUGAUGUAAAAAGGCCCUUAGAAUGGAACAGAAAAUGCAAAUAUAUUUUUAUUGAGAAGAUAAACACUGUCACUCAUACAAUAAUAUCUGUUAAGUUGAUAGUACAAAAGAAUCUUAUUAACAUAUAUGGAGCUGAGCAUGUCACUUGCAGUUUCUUUAGGAAUAAAAAAUAAGAAAAUCAGA
This is a messenger RNA of Polyodon spathula (Mississippi paddlefish), 4506 nucleotides long. Its product is annotated as polypeptide N-acetylgalactosaminyltransferase 3-like. The transcript has 12 exons. The coding region runs from base 340 to 2334 and encodes 664 amino acids. The record is from RefSeq and is a predicted model, not a curated record. Gene Ontology annotation, cellular component: Golgi apparatus. Lineage: Eukaryota; Metazoa; Chordata; Actinopteri; Acipenseriformes; Polyodontidae.